CACAACAUUAUCACCAGUCCCUCACAGUGUCUCCCGCCGAAAUCACUAUGUGUUCCCGCGCUUCUGUCGCCUUUACGUGUGUUGUCGCUUUAGUAGUCGGCGCUCCACAGAAGAGUAUUUUCAAUGAAGGGGGUUUAAUCUAUUUCCCGGGCCAAGAAAUACCACACACACUGACUACAACAGUAAGACCAAGACUGGCCGCGAUACAAGGGGAAAGAAAGAGUAUUCAAAUGUGUAGGAAGUAUGAGACACAGUGUGUACGACUGACAAGAACCUCAAUAGAUAGUUACGAUGAUGACUACGACCAGGCAGAACCACUGAUCAUCAACGGCACGGCGGCCGAUACAAGUCUAUUGCCUGGCUUGAUUCUCAAUGGCACUGACGCUAAACCCACUGAAUUUCCUCACAUGGCUCUGAUCGGGUUUGACAGCUUCCUCGGAGUCCAGUGGAGAUGCGGAGGAAGUCUCAUCAGUGAACAGUUUGUUCUGAGCGCCGCUCACUGCAACGAUCGUGCCGGAGGGCCGAAGUACGUUCGUCUUGGUGAUUACAACAUGAUGUCUAAUGACGACGAAAAUUUGGGCUAUUCCAAACCACAGGAGUUCAAGAUCAUCCAAGUAAUAACGCACCCGGAGUACGAUCAAGAUAGGGGCUACAAUGAUAUCACUCUGUAUAAACUAGACAGACCAGUUGUCUUCGACAGAUUCAUUAAACCGAUCUGUCUCCAUACUGAGUACAAAAUACCAACAAGUAACGGCAUCUUAUCAGGAUGGGGCGGUAUUGAGUAUGGAGGACCAAUGACUGACAUCCUCCAAAAAGGCAAUGUUUCAUUUAUACCUGAACAAGAGUGCAACAAUGCCAUAGGCCCAAUUAUGAAGCAAAGAGAUGCAGAACUGAAAGAUAAAAUGAUGCUGUGUGCGGCCAACUUUGUCAAUGGAACAGACACCUGUCAGGGCGACUCUGGGGGUCCGCUGCAGUACCUGCGGCCUGACUCCUGUAUGUACAGUCAGGUGGGGAUAACGUCCUUUGGAGUCAAAUGUGGCAACUUCUACGGGCAACCCAAGUAUCCAGCCAUCUAUACCAGGGUGUCCUCUUACAUACAAUGGAUCGAGACCAACGUCUGGCCAUAGGAACUGACGAUCUACUAUUUGUUGAAAGUAUUUGUCUACAAGGGAUCUAGUUAAAAGUCUUGCUCGAUUGUUCCUGAGACUAACGCCUGGCUUUAGGAACUGCCAGAUCCACAUAAGUUGUUAAAAAUAUUAAUAUGUAACUUAUUCGUCAGAUUUCUGGAAUCUCGUUCCAGCUCAGUCUCAUUAUUGCGACUUAGAAAAGCCUGAAUUAAAGAAAUAUUGAAUUUUGUUUUGAGAUUUGCGGAGUAUGUCAGCCAUUUUAAUUCCAAUUGAAACCAGGGGCUGCUCCAGGUAGGGGGAGGAGGGGGGCUAGGGGACAAGACACUUGGCCCUAGGCUAUUAUUGGGACUGGUAUACAGAGUCCAGAUUACCCUAGACACACAUACAACACAGAAAAACUUAAUAUGAGGCUAAUCUGUACUCUGUCUACCAGGUAAGCUAGCUGAUCCAUAUCCUGUACAUAACAAUCCAUAUUUACAAUUAAGUUAUUGCACACUAAUGACCUCCCUAGUAAUUUAGAUUGCAGAUGGCACAUCUGUGCUAGUAAAUCGGAAAUAUUUGAAUGAAUGUGAUAAUCAUAUUAAUAAAGCAACUGGACUGUCUCUGCCAAUUAUUGUGUUUUGAUUCUAACUAUUUGAGUAUAAAUUAAAGUAAAACUGAAAUUAUAAUAUUUACUUUGAGACAAAUUGAACAAUAUAACAGGGCUAAGUCAGUAAAUAAGCUUCUUGGUGUUACUCUUGACCAAAAAUUAAUACAGUAUGGGAGGAACAUACCAACAACUUCUAAAAUGGUUAGUUUUUUAUUGAUUGAGAGAACUUAAGACGUGUAAGUCAAGAGCUAAUGAAAACCAUUCGGAUUUGUUAUUGUUCGCUAAUAUGUUAUGGGAGUGCUGGGGCAGAAAGAGUUAUUUUGUGGCAAUACGAUUUUUUUGUUUGUUUUCGAGUUUAGGGAUAGCGCUAGGAGUCAUUUUCUACGCAUAAUAUAUUAUGACUGUUCCAUGCAUUUUUAUUUUUCAGAAUUCAAUUCAUGUUUAGGAAAAUUAUUAGAGACUUCAGUUGUUUCAGGGACAUUCAUAUAAACAUUUGAGACUGAUGGCUGUAUAUAAUUGUAUAUGUGUAAUAUAGUUAGAUAAAAAAAACAUGUACCUAAUUUAAUAUUAAAAAUGAUCUAUGUAUUCUUAUAA
Macrosteles quadrilineatus (aster leafhopper) is the source of this 2310-nucleotide messenger RNA. Its product is annotated as venom protease-like. The transcript has 8 exons. NCBI's taxonomy places the organism in Eukaryota, Metazoa, Arthropoda, Insecta, Hemiptera, Cicadellidae. The record is from RefSeq and is a predicted model, not a curated record. Gene Ontology annotation, biological process: proteolysis. Bases 48 to 1127 code for a protein of 359 amino acids. Gene Ontology annotation, molecular function: serine-type endopeptidase activity.